CAACGGUCACUGGCUGACUAUGCGUCUACACCCAAAUAUCACUCAAUUAUUAGCUCUCUGCGAGGAGAGGAGACAGAUGCAAUGGCGGAUGCAGCGGUGGAGUUCCUGCUGGAGAACCUCCAGCAGCUGCUGCUUUACCACGUCCACUUAAUCAAGGACGCAAAGGAGCAGGUGGAGCGGCUCGAGAGGGACCUCCGCCUCUUCAAAUCCUUUCUCAAGGACUCCACCAAAAAGCGCCGCCGCGACGACAGCCUCCGCGAGCUCGUCUGCCAGAUUCGCGACGUCGUCUACGAGGCCGAGGACGUCAUCGACGCCUUCGUCACCCAGGCCACCGAGAGCAGGUCCAAGAGCCGCAUCUUCAGAGCCUUUCAGGCGCCCGUCAAGCUCCUCACCAUCGCUAAGGAGGUCGAGAAGGUCGGCGCCAAAGUUAGAGACAUCUAUGGCGGUAAAGGCAAGCUUGAUUUCGCCAGCCUCACCGUUGGAGAUGGAGGGCCUGAAGAAUCUGAGGCGCCCAUUCCACGCCAAGAUGAUGUGGUGGGUUUUGAGGAUGAAGCAGAGACGAUAAUAGGGUACAUCAACGCAGAAAGUCAUGAGCUUGAUGUCAUCUCCAUUAUUGGUAUGCCCGGCCUUGGCAAGACAACGCUCGCGUGGAAGAUCUACCGUGAUCCAGACAUUCAAUACGAAUUCCCCACUCGUGUUUGGGUGUAUGUAUCUCAGGAGUUCUCUAAAAAGGAUGUCUUCCUUUCCAUGUUGAAACAACUUACGAGGCCCACUGAAGACAUGUAUCGAAGAAAUGAUCAGGAGUUAGCCCAAUUGGUUGCUGAUCAUCUGCAGAGAGGCAAGUUCUUGAUAGUCAUGGAUGAUGUGUGGACAAGUGAAGAUUGGGAUAAGCUCAAAGUAGCUCUGCCUAGGAGCAAUAAGACGUGUAAAGUAUUGAUCACCAGCCGUCAUAAGGAAGUGGCUUGGCAUGUCAAUCGCAAUAGAGGCCCCCACAAUUUGCGUUUUUUGACUCCAGACGAGAGCUGGUUGCUGCUCCAGCUCGAGGUUUUUGGUAAGCCCGAGUGGCCUUCUUCUGAGUUAGAGGUUCUUGGAAAAGUGAUCGCAGAGCAAUGUGGCGGCCUCCCACUUGCAAUAGUUGUCAUAGGAGGCAUCCUUGCGAAAAAGUUUGCAGCAUCACAUGAAACGAGUGCAAAGGUGAAAGCUUGGUGUAAGGUGUCUGAAAGUGUGAGUACAUAUCUCACUGAGGAGGAUCCACAGAGACGUAUGGAAAGAAUUAUAGCUUUGAGUUAUGAUAAACUGCCGUUUCACCUAAGAGCAUGCUUUCUCUAUUUUGGGAUGUUUCCGGAGGAUUUUGAGAUCCCGGCUUGGAAGUUGAUUCGAAUGUGGACUGCAGAAGGAUUCAUACAGCCAAAAUCUGGUCUUAAUUUGGAGGAAACUGCUGAAAGUUAUUUGGAGGAGCUUAUCAAUAGGAACUUGGUACGAGUUGAUAAGAGGAAACCUUGUGGAAAAGUUAAAACAUGCCGCAUUCAUGACAUGUUGCGCGAUUUCUGCAAAUACGAAGGUGGUAAAGGAAGGGAGAAUUUCCUUCAAGAAAUGAAGAAGACUGGGGAAGGAGAAUUCGAACCUCCCAUAUCUAAUGUAGCAACUUGUCGUCGUCUUUGUAUUCACUCAAAUAUCUCAAGCUUUGUCUCUUCAAAGCCCACUGGUCCGCAUGUCCGCUCGUUUGUUUGUUUCUCCAAAGAAGAUAUCAAUUUACCUGCAGAGAGUUGUUCAACCAUACCUGCAGGUUUCAAAUUGCUCCGAGUUUUAGAAGUCAAGCCCAUCAAAAUGACCAAAAUUCCAAGUGACUUAUACCAUCUGGUUCAUCUGAGGUAUAUCACUCUGUCUUUCACUCUAGCUGUUCUUCCUGCCGCCUUCUCCAAACUUUGGAACCUACAAACUUUUGUAGUCGAUACAACAUCUCGUGCCCUUGAUGUUAAAGCUGAUAUUUGGAAGUUGCUUCAGUUAAGGCACUUGAAGACAAAUGCUUGCACUACUUUGCCUAAGACGGGUAGUAAAACUAGUAAAGAAGGCGAAAAGCUUCAAACACUCAGCACUAUUUCACCUCAAAAUUGCAGUGAAGAUGUUCUGGAUAAAUGCUUUAAUUUGAAGAAACUGGGCAUUCGUGGGCGGCUCUCACUUCUCGUGGAUGGCAAGGCUGGGUCGUUUGAGAGUGUGGGAAGAUUGCGUAAUCUAGAAAGGUUGAAGCUAGUGAAUGACGUGUUUCCUGACCCCCCUUCAGAAGGCCAAUUGGGCAGCCUUCCUCCUACCUAUCAAUUCCCUCCGAAACUAAGGAUCCUAACAUUAGCUGAUACCUUUCUCGAUUGGAGUCAUAUGUCUACCCUGGGAUUGCUCGAGAACUUGGAGGUGCUUAAGCUGAAAGACAAUGCAUUCAAGGGGAGAAACUGGACAGCAGUUGAUGGGUGUUUCCGAAAUCUUGAAGUCCUGCACAUUGGACGUACGGAUUUAGUCAUUUGGGAAGCUUCAGCUCAUCACUUCCCAAGACUUAGAUGUGUUGAGUUGUGUAACUGCGAGAAACUUCAGUACAUUCCAAUCGGGCUGGCAGAUAUACCGAGCUUCCAGCUGUUGGACUUGUACCGUACUGAAUAUGCAGCUGCCUCCGCCAAGAGAAUUCAUGAGAAGAGGAUUCAAGAUGCAAACAGAAGGCAUGAGGAGGGAGAUCAAACCAUCACAGUCAUGUUCAAGCUAUCCAUUUUCCCUCCUGCUGUGUGAUCAAUGAUCGCUGAUGACUUCUCACUCAAGAGGUAAGUAAGAUGCUAUAUUAACUGUGUUCCAUGUUACAUACAUGCUCAAAAUCAGCUUACCAUCACAAUUUGCAGAGGAGCCAGGAAAGAAUGCCUGGUGAUGGAGAACCGGUUCUCGUACUCUGCCACGUCACUUACAUUCUUUUCUUUAUAUGCUGAACUAAGUGUUGCAAUGUGAUUAUGUUUGAUAGAUGGUAUAUGUAUUGCUAUUCGAUCUGUUCAUUGUGCUGCUGUGAGUGUGUUCAAUAUUAUGAAAAUUAUUGCUGGUUUUCUCCCUUCCUCA
Molecule: messenger RNA, 3087 nt
Organism: Salvia miltiorrhiza (redroot sage)
Lineage: Eukaryota; Viridiplantae; Streptophyta; Magnoliopsida; Lamiales; Lamiaceae
Product: probable disease resistance RPP8-like protein 2
Exons: 3
Coding region: 82-2772 (896 amino acids)
Biological process (GO): defense response to other organism
Molecular function (GO): ADP binding
Source: RefSeq, a predicted model, not a curated record